Messenger RNA from Plasmodium fragile, 3027 nucleotides. RefSeq lists its product as uncharacterized. Lineage: Eukaryota; Apicomplexa; Aconoidasida; Haemosporida; Plasmodiidae. The transcript has 2 exons. Bases 1 to 3027 code for a protein of 1008 amino acids. Gene Ontology annotation, molecular function: protein binding. The record is from RefSeq and is a predicted model, not a curated record.
AUGCUGCGCGUGUCCCUCCUCCAAGACGUGGAGAAGCGCGCGCUGCGGCGCCGGAAGGAUGGAUACACGCAAAAGAGCAACAGACCAACGCAGAAUGAUAAAGACGAGCUGAACGAAAUUAUAAAUGAGUUGCCAAAGUUGCACGAACGAAACGACAAGGAAGUGAUGUCCGCUUUGGUGACGAGUUUCCUCGAGAGGAACCCUAAGAGUAUCCUUGCAUACGAGCUCUUCAGUAAGUUUUACUUGAAGAUAGGGGACUACAAGUCUGCUCUAAACCUACUUUAUGCUGCCUUGUACCUGGACCAGAAAAAUGAUAAGCUGGUGAGCUUGCUCAGGCUGUGUGAGGAGCGCCAGGUGAGAAAGGAGGCAAGGAUCCCCAACAAGUACAAGGAGAGGAUUUGCUACCAGGAGAGGCGGAAGGAACUGCCCUUGCCAUUACCCUUGGCGGGGGGGUUACAUUUGAGCGGUGAAGGCAGGGGAGGAAGCAGCCGUGGUAGCGACGUUGAAAGCAGCGGUGAUAGCAGUGGUAGAAGCGAUGGAAGUGACCUCGCCGGAGAGCGGUCCGCCAGGGGCAUCAGGACCCCUCUGCACCCCGUCAAGCAGCUCGUGGUGCUGGCCAAGAGGGACAUGGAGCCAGGAGAUGUGGUCCUUCAAGUCAAGCCACUAAUACUAACCCAGCAAAUCUUCUGCGACAGCUACGUCUACCCAACCUGUUACCACUGCCUGAGGGAAAGAAAUUUGUCGAGCAAGUGUUACCAAUGUCCAGUGAACCCACACACAUGCAAAUACAUUUUUUGCAGCUGGAACUGCUUUGCUAAUAAUAUGAAGGUGCACAAGGAAGAGUGUCCUAUCCUUGCUACCAUCUGCGCUGCUGCUAAGGAAGCAAACCUAAUGCUGCACCUUGUACUUCAUAUAUUUCGUGUGCUGAUCAAAUUAAGAAUUGACAAGGAGUACAAGGACAAGGAGCAACAUAUUCUACACGACCUCUUCUUGAAUAAAUCUUUUUAUGAAGUUGUUAGAGACAACCAAGUGGAGAUAUUCAAUUCAUUUAACACAUUAGCUAAUAGGAUAAUAUUAGAAUUUCCUUCUUCCUUUUACCUUCACUUGAAGCAGAAGGAGCUUGUGGAAUUUAUGUUAAUCGUGUGGCAAUACUCCCUCUCCAUUAAGUAUUACUCUCCGUCUUCAAUUAUUAAGCAAGCGAACCCUGAAACCACAUUCGGUUUAGUGUUCUCUCCUGAAGUCACUAAACUUCAUCACAGCUGUGUUCCUACCUGCUCCUUCCACUAUGAUGAAGGGGGAAUUCUAACAGUGAGGUCCAUAUGUAACAUCCCUCAAGGAGGCAAACUGUGCAUAAGUAUUUUGUCCGACCCCUAUCUACCCCUUAGUGUUAGAAAGAGCUUUCGAGGAAUGGCUCGUAUUUUUAGUUGUGGGUGCAUUAGGUGCACCGACUCAACCGAAAAUAAUUUGCACCUUAGAAGUAUGAAGUGCCCAAGGUGCAUUAUCGGCUAUAUCUACCCCAUGAAGACAGAGGCGCUGAUUGAGGCGCUCAAUAUCGAGGGGGAAGAAGAGGAUAGGAAGCGUGGUAAGGGAGAUGUCAUUAGUGAAGGAAAGGUAGAGGAUGGUGCAGAAGGUAGGGUGAAGGAAGUGAGACGCAAAUUGGAGGGACAACCAGAACGAUGGUUGUGCUCAAACUGCGGGAAGGUGUCCCUCCAGGGGAACAAGAGGUGCGUUCGCCUAGAGAAAAGUAUUUACGCCCAGUACGAAGAAGCGGAGAUGAAAUAUAUGCAAGGGGACAUAAUUCAAGCAAAGAAGAAACUUUUACAAAUACACAACGAGGUACAGUACCUAUUGCACCCGAACCAUCACAUCCUAUUUAAUGUAUACACGUUACUAGCAGGUUUAAUGAGACAAGAUCCUAAUCGAGCAUUGCAUGAGUCCCUAAUCUUUUUACGUAAAGCAGUAAUAGCAGCGGAGAAUGUUCUUCCUGUGUGCUCACUGGAAAAAGUUCACCUGUAUGCACAUCUGGCUCAUUACACUUUCAACUAUUCGAAUCAAUGCAAGUUGUACAUGAAGACAGGGUAUAGUAUAGAUGCAGAAUCUGUGAUAGAACCCAUUUUUGCAUCUAUAUGGAAUUCAGUGGUGAUAACAGGAUAUAAUUCAACCCUAACCAUCACGCUAAUUCAACAGAUGAGGACCUAUGCCACCUGCUUCAACGUGUACAGUCCCUACAACGAAAUACAAUUUUGCAUUAGCAACAGGGAACAGUUUAGUAAGUUUUAUCAUCAUGUGACACAAAAAAAAAAUGAAUCGCAAAAGAAAAUUAAAAAAAUAAUGAAGGAGGAUCCAUUCUACCCAAUCUACAUGGCAUGCCAAUGUGAUGACCUCGAUUAUAAAAAAGAAAAAUAUGUGUCUCACAUAUUCAAAUUGUUUAAAAAUAUGCAGUACGCUGGUAAUGGACUAAAUGCACUCUCCAUUGCUGCAUCGUUCGGCAAUGUCAAAUUGGUAAAGAUGCUUCUAAAGUUAAAUUACUCUCCUUUUUAUAAAAAUGAAUUACAUAUGAAUGCUCUUCUGCACAUGGCCAGUUCAUUCCUUCCAUCUGAUCAUCACAACCAUUACUCCAAUUACAUACCCAUUUUGUUAGAAGAAAUCGCAUCUCAGCAUGUUCAGCUCGAUCAUUUUGAAGAUCAAUACAGUACCUUAUUGCAUGGGGGGGGAGACAUACCAACAAGUACAGCAGGGGGUGCGAGCAUAAUGUGUGUGAAAAAUGGUUACACCAAUUUGUACCAGUGGACAAACGAUAUGGAGAGACCCUUUCCCUUCGGCGACCUCCUCCAAGAUGAGGAAUUCACUUAUGGACCAGCUAGCUGUAGGGUAGACACAAACCAGAAAAUUAUUCUCACCAUUCUUCUAAAACAUUUAGAUGCAAAACAAAUGUAUAAGCGUAGGAAGUACAAGGACAAGCUGCGAUUUAAUGAAAGCGUUCACCUCGCCUCUGAAGGAAGGCAGCACGAGAGAGACCUACAAUGA